ACGUUGGUCACGUGGUUUCAUCAAUGUUUUGUUUUGAUUCCUUCUUUCACCGUAGUUUCUAACUAAACCGCCGUCGAAACUCUCGUUUCUUCCGAUCUUUCAAUGGCGAAUCUCAAAUCUCACUUCUUGAUCACUACUCUGCUACCUCUUCUUUUACUUCACUUUACCACUUUCUCCUUUGCUCAGACGCUCUUCGUGUUCGGUGAUGGACUCUACGACGCAGGAAACAAACAGUAUCUCUCUCAGAACAGAGUUAACGCAAGCUUUCCUCCUUAUGGAGUCACUCUAGGACAAGCCACGGGACGUUGGUCCGAUGGUUCUAUCGUUCCUGAUUAUCUUGCUAAUUUCAUGGGAAUUCCUCAUAUCUCACCAAUUCUCCAAACCACGGCGGAUUUUUCUCACGGUGCUAACUUUGCCACCGCCGACGCCACCGUUCUAGGCUCUCCUCCGGAGACGAUGACUCUGUCACAACAAGUGAGGCAAUUCUCUGAAAACAAGAACAAAUGGAUAAACCAAACAGUUUCUGAAGCUAUCUACUUGUUCAACAUUGGCUCUGAUGAUUACUUGAAGUAUGCUACGAAUAAUCCAAGUCCCUCGGAUGAUAUGAAACAAGCUUUUGUGGAUCAAGUCAUCACUACCAUAGAAGCAGAGAUAAAGGUGGUUUAUGGAGCUGGAGGGAGGAAAUUUGCGUUCCAGAACUUGGCACCGUUGGGUUGCUUACCGGCCGUGAAACAAGCAAGCGGAAACCUUCAAGAAUGCGUGAGUUUGCCUUCUGAAAUGGCAGCUUUGCAUAACAAGAAUCUGUUGCAGCUCUUGGUUGAACUCUCACGAGAACUCAGUGGUUUCCAGUACUCGUAUUACGACUUUUUCAGCUCGGUCCAAAACAGAGUUUUCAAGUCUAGCACUUACACAUUCAAGUCAGGAACCGCUGCUUGUUGUGGAACUGGCUCCCUCAACGGGACCGAUUGCUCGGUCAGCAAUGUAUGCACCAUUACUGAAGAGUACAUAUUCUUCGAUGGUAAGCAUUUAACGCAAGCAGCGAACCUUCAGGUCGGGCAUGCCAUGUGGGGAGCUGAUCCGGAAGUGAUUGGACCGAACAAUCUCAAGGAGCUAAUGGUUCGUCCUAUGGACAUGACAGUCAUCUUAGCUGAUAUACAAGAAGCUAUGGCUGCCAUGAGACCGAGACAGAGCAAAAUUGAGAGUCUCUAUGAUAUCAAGAAGAUGGAAUCAGAGAUGCAGAAUCACUGGCUUUAUCAAGUUACCGAAGCACACUCCUUUAUGAUAUAAAAUUGUGUUCAAGAGCUACUGAAAGACUUUUGGGCUUGACUCGUAAUAAACUAAUAUUGAUACUCCA
Molecule: messenger RNA, 1354 nt
Organism: Capsella rubella
Lineage: Eukaryota; Viridiplantae; Streptophyta; Magnoliopsida; Brassicales; Brassicaceae
Product: inactive GDSL esterase/lipase-like protein 25
Exons: 5
Coding region: 103-1287 (394 amino acids)
Biological process (GO): endoplasmic reticulum organization
Molecular function (GO): hydrolase activity, acting on ester bonds
Source: RefSeq, a predicted model, not a curated record